Molecule: messenger RNA, 1734 nt
Organism: Hippocampus comes (tiger tail seahorse)
Lineage: Eukaryota; Metazoa; Chordata; Actinopteri; Syngnathiformes; Syngnathidae
Gene: fndc5a
Product: fibronectin type III domain containing 5a
Exons: 6
Coding region: 531-1208 (225 amino acids)
Cellular component (GO): plasma membrane; extracellular region
Molecular function (GO): protein binding
Source: RefSeq, a predicted model, not a curated record
UGAGCGAGAGAAUUAGUCGAAGUGAAAUGCUUCUGGCAGUUUGUAUCCAGAAUGUUUUAAUAUUUUGUUCGUUCCCCCUGAAUGCAAACUAAACAUGUUGAUUUGUGGCUUUUAAAAUCUUCUCUUUCCUUGGAAAUGGUCUAACUUGUGCGUAUGAGUGGUUCUCUCGGCUGUAUAAUACAGCUGGUUUAGACUAUAGGCAGGCAUUGGUUCUCAUAUACAACACCAGCACGUUUCACUCUGCAGCAGCCACCACCUCCGGCAUCAGCACGCACCAUCAUCAUCAUCAUCAUCAUCAGGUGCAGGUCGAGGCUUCUUUUGGAGCUCCGCUGAUACAUGAAGAAGACAGAGUGAAGCUCACAAAGCAAUGCUCGUAGUGGGCUGGUGGCGGCUCGGGCACAGUUGAGCGUGUUGAAUGAGGAAGCGGCUACCGGGACUGCUUGGUGUUCUUUUCCCGUCCAAACGAGCCUCUUACUGGGAGGGACAUGCCAGCCGGGCGAUUAACGCAGCCUCCUCGGCUGGAGGAGUAAAUGGGACCGCACGUCAUCCGAGGGAGAAAGAUGGAGCGAUUUUUUCUCCUCGUUCUCAGCUGUUUUGGCGUCUCGCGGGUUUCAGCGGAUACCUUGUCCCCCCCUGUCAAUGUUACCAUCAAAGCAGUGAAAGCUAACUCUGCUCUGGUGACAUGGGACAUCCCCGAGGGAGACCCUGUCAUUGGCUUUGCCAUCACACAGCAGAAGAAAGACGUGCGUAUGCUACGAUUCAUCCAGGAAGUCAACACCACCACACGCUCCUGUGCAUUAUGGGACUUAGAGGAAGAGACAGACUACAUUGUGCACGUGCAGUCCAUCAGCAUGUUUGGGACGAGCCCGCAAAGCGAACCUCUUCGCUUCCGAACACCGAAGGAGGCCGAGACUCAGGCUUCUAAGAAUAAAGACGAAGUAACAAUGGAGGAAGUGGGCCAGACCAACCAGUUGAGGGCGGGUGAGCUCAUCAUCAUUGUGGUGGUGCUUAUCAUGUGGGCAGGCGUGAUCGCUCUCUUCUGUCGCCAGUAUGACAUCAUUAAGGACAAUGAGCCCAACAACAACAAGGACAAAGCCAAAACCUCAUCAGAGUGCAGCACUCCUGAACACCCGUCAGGGGGUCUGUUGCGCAGUAAGUUCUCCAAGAACAACAACAGGAUGCCAUCUGUCAACAUCAUUGAAGUGUGACUGUCUUCCCUAUACACUAAAGACUUGGUCUCACAAACCAGCAGGCCCUUUUAGGCAAAUCUGCUUGUCAGGAUGCAUCACGUACGUCUCGCUUGCCGCGGGCCUGCCAAUGAAGCAAAGCUUGCGGGGACUCCAGGGAUUUAGGAACAACUUGGCCAGCGUAAGAAGAGAUCCCAAAGUGGAGCGACUUCAGGGAGAGUUGAGCGGAUUUGCCAUGAUUAACAACUACCGUACCAUGGGGGAGGCAGAGAUUAGGGCCAAAUGGUCCUGGCAGUGGACAAACUGCUGAUAAAGCAACCCCUUGGACCAAUGUCGAUAAAGCUGAGCCAGAGACCUUUUCAUCCGCUCUCCCAUUUCUUCUCUGUCUUUUAGUGGGUCGUGAUUUGACCGUACAUACAGUGUGUGAGGGGUUCCCACUGUGUCUAAAUGUUCCUUUGUGGCGUAAUUUAAUCCCAUCAUCUAGAUGUUGUAUUGUUCUAACAUUCUUUCAACCAAUGUAUUUUUAUUUAUUUAUUUAUUUUUUUAU